UCGCUGUUGCAGCACUAGGCCAGCUUCCGCCCACCACACCUCCAUACAUCACAAUUGACUUAUACAUCCCCGCAGCCAAUCACUCUCUGCUCCCAUCGGGUCAAUCGACUCUCGAAUGGUGCCAUUGCGCUCAAGUGGAAUACUCCGACACGCCAAUUGCACCCUGAGUCAUCUUCCCACCACCACUACCCCGAGCCGACGGCGCCCUUCUCCAACCCUCCCCCAAGUUCAUCAUCCGCGCUUGGCUUCUUGUUGCGGUUAGGGCCUAGCCUCCAUAUCGCCUUUUCCCGCCUCGGACGACGAGUCUGACGCAUAACACCCGCCACUCGACCACCCAGACUACACCAUCAUCACACCAAGGCCGCAAACAAUGUCCAAGCCGGAGUUCCACGUGCGUCCGGGCACCUCAGCUGACCUGCCCGCCGUCGUCGACAUCUACGUCGCCUCCUUCGGCGGCGACUGGGCCGUCGAGAAGAUGCACCCCCGCUGCCGCGAGUUUCCCGACGACCUCCGCGCCUGGGCCCACCGCUACUUUUACGCCCGGUACUGGGGCCCCGAGCAGCAGAUCUUUCACGUCGUGGUCGUCCCGGACCCGACCGCGUCGCCCUCGGGCGAGCGCAUCGCCGCUUUCGCCUGGUGGCGCCGGCCGUACCCAACCCCCGAGGAGAAGUCGGCGGCCGAGGGCUGGCUCACCCUCCGCGGCUGGCUCAAGCCCGUCCUUCUGGCCGCCAACUCGCUCUCGGGCUACCUCUGGCCGUCGCGGUCCCUCGACCCGGCCAUGGCCGACAUGUUCGACGACACCCACGCCGCCACGGACCCGCUCAAGGACGACCCGGCGCACCCGCGGCGCAGGAACGCGUGGUACCUCUCCACGCUGGGCGCCCAUCCCGAAUUCCAGGGCAAGGGGUACGGCUCGCUGCUCGUGCGGGAGGGCCUGCGGCAGGCCGACACGGAGGACGUGUCGGCGUGGCUCAUCGGCCUCGCGGGCGUCGAGCCCUUUUACGAGAGGCUUGGCUUCGUCGUCAAGGGGCGGGCCAACGUCGGCAGGCUUGCCGAGUGGGACGGCGGCGCCAUCAUGUACCGGGAGUAGUAUACAGUCGGGAGUCAACCGCCCGGAAGGACUUCGAUGGCCUUUGUAGAGAAACCAGCACAGCGAGACGAAUAGACGGGCAGAAAU
Molecule: messenger RNA, 1177 nt
Organism: Colletotrichum destructivum
Lineage: Eukaryota; Fungi; Ascomycota; Sordariomycetes; Glomerellales; Glomerellaceae
Product: Putative GNAT domain, acyl-CoA N-acyltransferase
Exons: 1
Coding region: 371-1090 (239 amino acids)
Molecular function (GO): acyltransferase activity, transferring groups other than amino-acyl groups
Source: RefSeq, a predicted model, not a curated record